Messenger RNA from Fusarium musae, 471 nucleotides. RefSeq lists its product as uncharacterized. The transcript is spliced from 3 exons. Bases 1 to 471 code for a protein of 156 amino acids. Gene Ontology annotation, molecular function: oxidoreductase activity, acting on a sulfur group of donors, disulfide as acceptor. Lineage: Eukaryota; Fungi; Ascomycota; Sordariomycetes; Hypocreales; Nectriaceae. The record is from RefSeq and is a predicted model, not a curated record.
AUGCAACGCGUUCAUGAUAAGGUUAACUUCACAUUAUCUUACAUUGGCCGGCCAACUGCCAACGACGGUGUCGACUGCAUGCAUGGCCCUUCAGAAUGCAUGGGCAACAUCAUCGAGCUCUGCGCCCGCGAACUCUACCCCGAUCCAAAGAUCAACCUCGGCUUCAUCAUGUGUCUAAGCCGCGACUACGGCGAAAUCCCCGAACGGUCCCUCGUCGAAGACUGUGCUCUUGAAUCCGCGAUCGAUUUCCAGCAACUUAACGACUGCGCUGUAAAGGAAGACGGCGCCUAUGGCUUGAGCCUCCUACGGGAUAGCAUCAAGAGAACUGCAGAUGCCGGUGUGACCAAGAGCGCCACUAUUCGUCUCGACAACAAAAUCUACUGCAUCCGCGACGGUGGCGAGUGGACCGACUGUCCCAACGGUUCUGGCGUCAACGAUUUAAUCAUUGCGAUCGAGAAGCUGCGCCGCUAG